AUGGGGUUCGGAGAUUACCAGAUCGGCAGAAACUUUGAUAUCAUUGCUGACUGUCUCCUCUCUGACCAGGAUGAGCUGGCAGUGUUCUGUGGCAAGGAGAGCACCGACACGGAGCAGGUCCCUGGCGAUGACGUCAUCACAUCUGUUGGGAACGCGCUCAGUGUGGUCUUCCGCUCGGACUUCUCCAAUGAGGAGCGCUACUCUGGGUUUGAGGCUCAUUACAGCGCAAUGGAUGUAGACGAGUGCAGUGACAGGAAUGAUGAGGACCUGGCUUGUGAUCACCUCUGUCACAACUACAUCGGCGGCUACUACUGCUCCUGUCGCUAUGGUUACCUGCUGCACUCGGACAACCGCACGUGUAAAGUGGAGUGCAGUGAUGGUGUGUACACAGAGCGGACAGGUGUAAUCUCGAGCUCCGACUUCCCCCAGCCGUACCCUAAAAGCUCGGACUGCCUUUACCGCAUCCAGCUGGAGGAGGGCUUCCUCAUCGCGCUCGACUUCCACGACACCUUCGACAUCGAGGACCACCCCGAGGUCACCUGUCCUUACGACUACCUCAAGAUCCAGGUGGGUCAGAGGACUUUGGGUCCCUUUUGUGGGGACCGCUCACCUGGCCGUAUUCAGACAGGAAGCAGCAGUGUGACCACUUUCCACAGCGACAACUCUGGAGAGAACCUUGGCUGGAAGCUCACCUACUCCGCCGCAGGAAGUGAGUGUCCUGUGCCUAUGGUGCCCUCAUUUGGUCACUUGGAGCCAUUGCAACCAAAGUAUAGUUUCAAAGACCAUGUGCUGGUGACAUGUGACACUGGCUAUGUGCUUUUCAAGGAUGGAGAGGUGAUGGAGCACCAUCAGAUGGACUGCCUGCAGGAUGGAACCUGGAGCAGUGAAGUCCCACCCUGCACACUGAUAGACUGUGGUCCUCCAGAGGAGAUCGUGAAGGGAGAGGUGGUGUUCGACGGCCCAGAUAACAGUACUCUCUUUGGGGCCAGCUUCCAGUACCGAUGCCUGGAAGACCCACAGAGCACCAUCCCAACUCCACCCGAUGCCAUCCCAACUCCACCUGAUGCCAUCCCAACUCCACCCGAUGCCACCCCAACCCCACCCAACUCUAUCCUAACUCCACCCACCACUCCUCCAGCAAAUAACAGUACCUACAUCACGAGGCCUGUAUCUAACGGUACAUAUGUGUGUGGAGAGAGAGGAAAGUGGACUAACGUUGAGCUAGGCACCAAACUCCCGUCUUGUCUCCCAGCCUGCGGUGAGCCCUCUCAGCCCCUCCCGUCUCACGUGCGGCGUAUCGUUGGCGGUCGUGUGGCGUCGGCGGGCCAGUUCCCAUGGCAGGCGCGCCUGUCGGUGGAGGACUCGUCUCGAGUGCCCGAGGGCCGCUGGUUCGGCAGCGGGGCGCUCCUCUCGGCCUCCUGGGUGGUGACGGCGGCGCACGUGCUGCGCUCCCCCCGCCGCGACCCCUCCGUGGUGCCCGUGUCCCCCGGCAGCGUGCGCGUGCACCUGGGCCUGGCCGACCUCCGGCGCCCCCCGGUGGCCUCCGCCGGACACGCCGUGCAGCGCCUGCUGCUGCACCCGCGCUUCGACCCGCGCAACUACAACCACGACAUCGCCUUGCUCCGUCUCGCCCAACCUGCCCACUACACCCCGCUGGUCCGGCCCGUCUGCCUGCCCCUGCCCUGGGCCGAGGGACAGCCGCCGGCCCCCCCACCGAACACACUGGGCCUGGUCGCUGGCUGGGGGGUGAUGGCAGCCAAUGGGUCUGCGGACUCCGCAGUGCAGGGGGUCGUGGCUGGGGAGGUGGAGGGUGAAGGUGGGGUGUCGGACGUGCUGCGCUACGUGAAGCUGCCGGUGGUCGAGCGGUCGGAGUGCGAAGGCAGCUACGCCUCGCGCUCGCGCAGCUACAACAUCACCAGCGGCAUGUUCUGCGCAGGCUUUUACGAGGGCGGCCGCGACACCUGCCAGGGCGACAGUGGCGGGGCGUUCGUCACGCAGGACCCUCGCACGGGACGCUGGGUGGUCCAGGGCCUGGUGUCGUGGGGCGGACCCGAGGAGUGCGGCUCCAGGAGGGUGUACGGCGUCUACACGCGCGUGGCCAAGUACGCCCACUGGCUGCACUCACACAUGGACACGGACCGCUGGUGGUGACCCUAAGGUGCGGCUCAAUCCCGGACAUACGCGGGCAUUGUCGAAUGGGCACAGUCAUACUGGCACAGUGACACGGGCACAGCCACACGGACAUCAACCACACGGACACGGUUACACUGGCAUGGUCACAGUCACACAGACAUCAGUCACACAGGAACAGUCACACGGGCACAUGGUACAGUCACAUGGACAUCAGUCACAGGGACACCAGUCACAUGGACACAGCUAAGCUAUUGAACCCAUGUGGAAUUUAACUGAAACAAGUUUGCAGCCAACUCAGAUCAGAGCAGAUCUCAUGUCUUGUUUGUGGGUUUUUGUAACUUUCUCAGAGUAAAAACAUAUUGUCUCAUAUUGGGCAUUUGCUUUCUUUAACAAGCUUUGCAGUUUGGACACUGUCUCCUUCAUAUUUUGUUUCAUAUCAUUUGCACAAAGGUGCAGAUCAGGGUAGAAUAAGAAAACGUGUUCAGUGUAGACUCGGAAAAGCCAUUAAUAUUGGGCUAUACUGUCAUAUGAAUUAGCCUUGCUAAGAAUAUCGACAAAUGGGACACUACACUUUAGUUAUCCAAUGUGCACAUCUAAUCCAAAGAGUAGUGUUAAAUGUAUUGAUAUACUGUAGUACCAUUUUAAUAGUAAAAUACACUGUUCUACUCUUUGUAAUGUAUAAUUCACUCACUCAUUCAAUCAAUCUUUUGUUUGGACAUUAUGUUUUGUGAUUAAAAUAUGUAUUUUAUA
This is a messenger RNA of Alosa alosa (allis shad), 2883 nucleotides long. RefSeq names its product MBL associated serine protease 1 (gene masp1). Gene Ontology annotation, molecular function: serine-type endopeptidase activity; calcium ion binding. NCBI's taxonomy places the organism in Eukaryota, Metazoa, Chordata, Actinopteri, Clupeiformes, Clupeidae. Gene Ontology annotation, cellular component: extracellular region; blood microparticle. Gene Ontology annotation, biological process: zymogen activation; complement activation. The record is from RefSeq and is a predicted model, not a curated record.